GAAGACUGAACGCGGCGUAUCUUGUGUUUUUGCUGCCUCCAGUCGCUGUUGACGACAAAGUAACCUUUUUUCUCCAGCCAUCGCCUUGUUCCGAGGCAGACACGCGGGAGUGUCCGGUCCUCUGGCCAGCGGUCUUGCGUGAUGGGCAAAAGGAAGGCGGACAAAAAGUCCGCCGUGGCUGCGACUGAGGAGGGCCAUCAUCCCGAAGCGAUGGAGGUGAGGGAGGGAGGGGAGGCAGGCAGACAGACAAGAAGACAAACACAGAUGGCGGGCCGUGUGUAUGGCGUGUGCUGGGUUCAGACGCCUGAGCAGAAGCAGGCCAAGCUGCGUGAGAAGUUGAUCCAGGAGAACGCCCGCCUUCGCGAAGAGAACGAGCGGCUCAAGGACGGCAUCGCACGACUACGAGAGGCACAGGCCAUCGAGGAAGAGGCACGCAGACAAAAGUAAGACACCACACACCAACAACCCGAGGCAGACAAAACAAAGCACAUGCCGUAUUCUCUUCCUCCUCUUGUGUGUGGUAGGGGCUACCACGCCCGUCGUGCCCGUCUUCAGGAGGAGCGCAAGCGCCGCAUCGAGCAGCGCGAGAAGGAGCAGAAGGAGCGCGAGCAGCAGGAGGCCGAGCGCCUCAGAAAGGAGAUACAGGAGCGGGAGGCGCUGGUCAAGGCCCUCACGGCACGCAAGGCAGGCAGCCCCUCGCCCCCCCAGCCCCAGAAGAAGGUCUCAUCGGCCUCUUUGCCGCACCUGGUGCAGGAGGACGGCCGCGUGGGUGGCAGCGGCAGUGACGGUGGUGUGUCGACCGAGUGUGUGAGCGACGAUGAGAAGAGCAAGAGCAGCGGCCACGAGGUGGAGCCGUCCGAGCCGUCCGUCGACGACCUCCUCAAGUUCAUCGAAUCGGGCGAGAGGUGAGUGAGCCGUGGACAGUGGGGAUGGGUGGGUGGGGAUCAAGGAGGGAUGGGGGAGGAUGGGCUGGCUGAUGUGCGUGUCUAUGUAUGUGUGUGUGUCAGCUCUUCAAAGAAGAGCGGCAAGAAAAAGGCCCGCAACAAGAAGGGCGCCACGGCCACAGACGCAGCCGACGUCCGCGAGACGCCCAGCACCAGCACCACUAGCUCCCCCUCGUCCACACGCAUCCCACCUGACACAGCGACGGCCACAGUCGCAGCCAACGACACCGACAAGACAUCCAACAGCAGCAGCCACACGCACUCGCACUCGCCGCUCACAGCCAUCGAGAGAACCAUCGAGGACGCCAUGACGAUCCCUAAAACGGUCGCAGCGGCCGAGCGCCAGCGCAAUGCGCUUCGCUCGAGCUUCCAGAGCCUGCUGCUGACCAUCGACCGCCUCUCCAAGGCGGAAGCCGCUACCGAACGAGGAGCGAUCAAGCGCAUGGCGAUGGGGGCAAAGCACCAGAAGAACAAGGAGGACCGUGACAAUGAACCGGGGGCUGACGGUGAGGACGAGUGGGAGGAGAUUGACGAGAGCGAGGUGGCUGAUGGGGGUGAGGGGGGCGGUGUGGUUGAAGGGGGCGGGGGAGAAGAGGACGGUGAGGGUGAGGAUGAGAUUGAUGCGGAGGAUGACGGCGGUGAGAGUGACGAGGAGAGCGACGAGGAGCUGGCGGCGUUCCGGCAGCGUCUCGAUUUGCACUACCAAGAGCACCAGAGACCCGCUACUGCAUCGGUACGCACAACACAAUCCAACACAGAAGGCUGCAGAUACGUUGGGCAUGCACCUGAAUCCUGUGUGUUUGGUGUCCGUGUCCUGCCCCAGCGCACCUCUUCGGCCACGUCGCUCGCCCACAGCUCCACCUGAAGGGCCGACGGAGACCGAGACUGAGAAGUGUUUCAACACAUGCAUCUAUACUCUCACUCACCCACUGGUGCUCCUUGCAUGCGAUGCAUGUGCUGCGUGUUGUAUCGGCGACACGCAUGGCAGAGCAUGACAUGGCAACCCAAGGAAGGGGCAAGCCAAUUCACUAACUACUGACCUAACUGACCAAAUGGAUGAUCAGGGGGGAGGGGAGGGAGGGGGUAGUGAGCAUACGUAUGCCGAUGUGUGCGUGCAUGUGUGCUUGUAUCAAGGCAUAAGCGCUCUCUUUGAAGGAUUGUAUGGAUUCGGACUGACUUAAGGGCCUUGGUGGUGCGGGCGAGUGGGUGGGUGGGUGGGUGGAUAGAUCGUGACAACCCCUCCCACCCCUCCCCUCACAGCCGCCAAAAGGGAGAGAGGGCUUAAGGUCUGGCGUCUCCCAAUGCCUUCCUUUGUCCGCACAGUACAGUAACAACACACUAGAGCUACGUGCGACCACGCCACCGUUUCUCGUUCGGUGGGUGUGUGGACUGAGAGCAUUUUUUCCCUCACUCACUGGGUGGGUGGAUGGAUGGAUGGAUGAGUCAUGGACGGACGAGCAACUACAUAACGUAAUUGGUACUCCUUUAUACAGACAUACAUUGUGUGCACCGGAUGUUUGGCCGACGCGAUGCCCGAGAGAGAGAGAGAGAGAGAGAGAUGCUGGGGGCAAGGGGGAUGGUGUUGGUUCUGUUUUGUUUCGCUAAUGCUGAUCGAUGUGACUGACUGAUCGCUGCCUAACCAAUCGAGAGACGUGCAAUUUCUUUCUGUUUCAUCAAGACCAACAUGACGCCGAAAAGUGCGACAGACAGACAGACAGACAGGUGUUUCUGAUUCUGGGAAGGGCAGCGGCUGCAUUGAUGAGAACCAGCAGAUGGCCAUUUCUCUGUGCAUACCUCUUGAGAAUGAAGGAAGGAAUGUGAGAUGAGAGAGAGAGAGAGAGAGAGAGAGCGAGAGUGGCGAAUGCUCUUGCCGAUACGCAUCUGUCUAUCUGUUGCGUCUGAAUUCCCUUGCUGUGCGAUUGCCACAUCGAAGUACCCAUCGGUGCUUCGCUCGUCCAACCAUGCGACGAGCAGUGAGCGCAUCGAUGCGCGUGGCGAGGAGGCAGUCACACGGAUGGGAAGAUCAGGCUUUGUGUCGUGAAUGCCACGCCAUGGUUGUGAAUGAUGACAGAGAGAGGGGAUGUGUCAUCCGUGAGUGGAGAGCUUGCGUUGGAUGGGCUCUUCCAUUCUUUGCUGCAUGCAAUCGCGGUGCAGAGCUCUUACCCGAUGCUGCCAGCUGUCGGGCGAGUGGAUGUGUCCAUGCAUCUUAGCGCUACACGAAGCACGAGUAUCUGACGAGAGAGAGGGGGAGAGAGAGAGACUUGCAUCGUCGGUAAGGCUAUUUCUCGUGGAACACACUCCUUCAUUCAUCAUAUCAUUGCAGGAGACUCUCUGCGUGCGAGUGAAUCAAUUGAACAGC
Vitrella brassicaformis is the source of this 3303-nucleotide messenger RNA. Lineage: Eukaryota; Vitrellaceae. The record is from the annotation of a GenBank genome assembly.